Messenger RNA from Alligator mississippiensis (American alligator), 1901 nucleotides. It is a transcript of the gene SNAPC1, whose product is annotated as small nuclear RNA activating complex polypeptide 1. Gene Ontology annotation, biological process: snRNA transcription by RNA polymerase II; snRNA transcription by RNA polymerase III. Bases 48 to 1136 code for a protein of 362 amino acids. The transcript has 10 exons. Gene Ontology annotation, cellular component: snRNA-activating protein complex. The record is from RefSeq and is a predicted model, not a curated record. Gene Ontology annotation, molecular function: sequence-specific DNA binding. Lineage: Eukaryota; Metazoa; Chordata; Crocodylia; Alligatoridae.
GGUGGGUUGGCGCAUGCGCCGUGCAGCGGGCGCUGCCGAGGGCCGGCAUGAGCUGCCCGCCGGGGCUGCAGCAGGACUGCGAGCGGCUGCUCGACGACUUCCAGGCCACCGACAGCAUCCGCUUCGAGACCUUCGCCCAGCUCUGGCGCCAGCGCCGCUUCCACAGCAUCUUCCAUGGUAAAAUAAGGCCAUUAGAGUUGAAUAAGUUUACAAAGAAAGCUUUGGAUCUGGCACGUCAGUACUUCUUGCCUCCGUACACUUUUCAGAUUCGAGUUGGUGCGCUGUAUCUUCUGUAUGGAUUGUAUAAUACACAACUUUGUCAGCCAAAGCAGAAGAUCAGAAUUUCACUCAGAGAUUGGCCUGAAGUCCAGAAGUUCCAACAGGAUCUGGUGAAUGCCCAGCAUUAUGAUGCAGCUUACGUUUAUAGGAAGCUGCGACUAGCCAAAGCAUUCCACUUCACAGCCAUGCCCAAACUAUUGUCCUACAGAGUUAAGAAAAGGGUUGAAGAGCCAGAACUGAAAGAAGAGUUCCGGGAGCUGAGUAACCGAGUGAGCAGCGUGAUCACUAGUGAUACCUUGGAGGAAUUUAUGAACGUUCACAACCACUAUCAGAAAAUGAAAUGUAUGAUCUCUACUGACAAAUCCCAACCAGACAAGGCUCUGAGCUUGGUCAAGAAUGACUUUGUAAUUGGUGUUAAAAAUAUUAUUUUGGAAUACCAGCAGUGGCAGCAGGAAAAAAUGAAUCAACUCUUAACAUCUAAAGAGAAUGAAAAAUCAACAGAGAAGCCGGAUGAAGGGAAUUCUCAAGAAUCAGAAGGUUCUGAAAGAGCAAGUGCAUUGGCUAAAAUCAAACAGAAGUCCUACGCCGCAGUUGCUGAGGUCUCCAAAUCAAGAAGGCAUCGUCAAGUUAAGCUAGAAUCUUCUGAAUCGGGGUCUGAUCAGGGAAAACUGGCAUUUCCCAAAGAUAAAAGAAACCAAAAAAGGCCCCAGCCAACAAGGAAGAGAAGCUCUCCAGCAAGCAGAGGUGUAAUAAAGAAGGAAACCAUUUCUGGGAAUAGGAAGCUGUCUGUAAUCCCAGAAGAAGAUAGUUCCAGUGAAGAAGAGGUCCCACGCCCAAAGAGAAGACGGAGACGUUAAACAGUACAUUUGGAGACUUUCUCGUGUAUGCGUGUCUAGCGAUAAAAUAAGAGAGAAUAUUGAUGUUCAAAAUAAUAAGUUACACUGUUUAUGUUGGUUGUCCUGUAACGUGCACCCGUAUCAAGUGAAGGCACAAAACAAAAAACAGCGCUCAGGUUAGACCUGCAAGCUGUGUUCAUAUAAAUUGUGACUUACAAUACAGGGUAUUUUGUGGAAUGGAAGUGAAAUUUUCUGCCAAGAAGCAAAGCUAAGAAGUACCUGUGCUUUGCUGAAAUUGGGAGUGGUAGAGGAGCGCUGCUUGUUUUGUUUAGAUUUUACCCUAUGAGUUAUAACCAGGGAUCCUCUGAUUUAAAAAAAAAAAAAAAAAAAAAAUCCCAAUUUUCAGAUUUAAAAAAGUAAUCCCAAAUCCACAUUUUCCGUGAUUAAAAUGAAACACCACUAAUUUGUAUAGAAAUAUGCAUAUAGUGGUGUUUCGUUUAAUCAUUGAAAAAUGUGGAUUUUGGGUUACUUUUUAAAUUGAAAAUUGGGGAUUUAAAAAAAAAAAUUUUUUUCAUCAGAAAGCAUCAGGAUCCCUGGUUAUAACUCAUGGUGAUUUAAAAUAAAGCUUUUAGCAGAAGCUACUAGAACAAAACAAAAAAUAUCCCCUGGCCUUUGAAAUAGAUAUAUGUGGACAAACUUUUUUUCUCCUUACAAACUGUGAAAAAGCUUUGUAAUGAUAGGGAUCAUUUACAAUUACUAAGUGCAAUAAAUUUAUUUUUCACUAAA